GAAAGGGACUCACUACAGGCCAGAAACAGGAAGAGGGGUUAUUUUCCCUUCUCAGAAAUCGAAACUUACCAGCCGGAACCUGCUGAAGCAAUUACUCAGCAAAGGAGUGCUCAGAUCCCGCAGGUACAGUUCUGAUAGAGGCAGGGCCUCGUGGACUAUGGCUCUCUUGUCCCAGGGCAGCCCAGGCAGCCUGCAGACCCAGGUGAUGGAGGAAGAAUUCCAGUUCCUGCUCUGCCAGGGAUGCCGGAAAGAACCCAGAAAUCCUAAGCUCCUGUCAUGCCUUCACACCUUGUGCGCCAACUGCCUGGAAGAGAACAAGCCUGUUGGCCAGUGCCCCAUCUGCCGCGCUCCCAUCCCACAAGCCAGUGGGAUCCCAGACCAGGACAACCUGCUCUUUGCCAAUCUGCAGGCCAAGCUGAGCACCUACCAGAAGAUCGUCAAAGGCAAUGACCUGGUCUGUGACAACUGUGGGCAAGAGGGAGAGUUCUGGUGCUCUGACUGCGAGGAGUUCCUUUGUGUCAAGUGCUUUGAGACCCACCAGAGGUAUCUAAAGCGAGAGAGCCAUGAGGCCAAGGCGGUGAGGGAUCUCAAGGUGGGAUCUGCCAGGGAGUUUCUUGUUGGUUCCAGGAAGCUCAGUAACUUGUCCUGUCCCAAUCCAACCCAUGCAAACCAGAUGCUGAGCAUCUAUUGCAGAGAGUGCCAAAAACCGAUAUGCUGCAUCUGUGCCCUGCUGGACAGUCGGCACACAGGCAAGCACUGUGAUAUCAAGGUGGAAAUCCAGCAGAGGCAGCAGGAGCUGGGAAGCAUGAGGGAAGAGCUGAAGAAGAAGGAGGAACUCUUCCAAGAUGCCUAUUGUAAUCUGAAGAGCAAAGCUGACCACCUGGACCAGGUGAGGAAUGAAACCCAGGAGCUGAUCCGAAAGAGAGUUGAGCAGAUGGUGCAGCUGAUCCGAGAGAAGGAGCAGGAGCUGCUGGAGAUGGUGGAGAGGCAGCACCACCUGGGGAACGAGGAGCUGGAGGGGAAGCUGCAGCAGACAGAAGCCGUGCUCAAGAGGAUGGGGGCCAGCAAGCAGCUGGUGGAGAAGAUGCAUCUCUAUGCGUUGGACCAGGAGGUGAUGGACCUGCACUCCUUCAUCAUGGGGUCACUGGAGGAGCUCAGGAAGCUGCAGCCCUUGGCCGUGGGAGCUAGUGUCCAGGCUGGAGGCUUCGCCAAGUGUAAAGCCAGACUCCAGGCUCUGUUUGAAAGAGUGACUGGGGAGAGAGAAGCUGCCCCAGAUAAUUCCAGCAAGGUAAGACAGUUUUGUGCUUGUUCUGACAGAGGUGGGGAUCAGCCCAUGCAGCAUUCCCUGCACCUGUGGCAGGAAUUCAAGCUCAGUUCCCAGGAUCAUUGGCUGGAAUGGAGGGCCCCAUCGUUGUCUUUACCAGCGAAGAGGAAAGGAGUCCAAACUGAGGUCCCUGCGAAGGUGAUCAAGACUGAAGCUGAUGCAGGCAAAUGGGAGCAAUCAGCAAGGAAGCACCAGCAGAAUUUGCUGGAACAACCGGGGACCAGCUCCUCAACAGCAAGCAGCUCUUCAUGUGUGACUGAUAGGUUCAGUGCAGCCAAAGUAGCUGACUUGCUGGAAAAUAACAUCUACGAACCAUGUGAGCCAGAUGAUCCCUGUUUGGACAGCUCUGAAGGGGAUGACAGUGAUGAAGAGUCAACAGACUCUAGUCGGCCAGACGACAUCAACAGCGUCAAUUGUGAGAGCAGCGAGGGAGAUCUCCUGGCCUUUCCUGCCGGCAGCCCGAAGGAACUCAACACGAGACAAGCAUCACUGCUCUUCUUUGACCUCAAGUUCUUGACAGCAAAUAAGGUCCUUCAGCUGGCUGUGGUGGAUGGAGAAAAGAGCUUUACCACCUUGAUUCAGCCACUGAAAUCUUUGCCUGGCUUGAUCUCAAAAGGUGGCGUCUGUGAGAUUGGUGUGAAGACCUUAUUCCGCUACCUCUGCUCUGUCCACAAACCCAUCUUAGCAGGGUAUGACCUCUGGUCACCAGCCCUUCCUGUCCUGUUUCAAUCCCUGGAUCUCCUUAGCAAGAAAGAGGAGUUUAGUGCAGCUGUCUUUGGUUUCCUGGACAUCUUGCCCCUGAUUAAAGAGAAGAUCCCCAAGGCUGGGAGUUACAAACUGAAGAACCUGGCCAACACUUACAUUUGGAGGCAGCUCAGUGAUGAUAGCCCCCUGGAUAAUGCAAAGGCCCUAAGGGAUCUGUGCACAGUUCUGGAGGUUGAUCCAGUGGAGGACCCAAGGCCUGUGCUCACCUGCUUUAAUCUGGAAUGUUAUGCGUCCCUUCAGCCAUUGCUGAAUGAGAAACUUCUCACUAAGCCUUCGGUGCAGAUGCUGGCCAUGCACAACAUGAGCCUUUCCAAGCUCCAUACCUUAUACAUGAGCGACCCUGAGAAAGGGCUGCAGAAGUUCUGCAGAUUCUUCAAUUCUCGGCUGCAGAGCUCUGAGAAGAAAAUCCGAAAGCUAAGUAAGAUCAAAGCCCAUUUCCAAAGCCCACAGCCAUCAGCUGGGCACCAAGCAGCAGCAGCAAAUGAACUGCCACAAGCAAUAAAGAAUGAGCCAGACUACUGAAAUACAUCUACAGCUCAGACAAAUAUAUCUGUGUAUGGCACCUCAGGUAUGAGGCUGAGCAGCAACAUUCAGCUUUCAGGUCCAGACCACCAGAAUUCAAGAAGUUUAGAUUCACCAUUUUCAGUUUGGCACAUUAUCUAGAGCAGGGCCUGUUAAAAGCUCAUGUAUAGAUCUGAACUACGAAUUUCAGGGAUGCUUGGAUCAGCUGUUCUGAUGGUGGCUCUCUCUCUCAUAUACAAAACUUUGUUAAGAUGAAGUGCUUAGGGUACUUGCCUAGGGAGACAUGGGUUCAAGACCCUGCUCCACCACAGAUCUCCUGUGUGACCUGGGGCAAGUCAUGUAGCCACUCUGCCUUAGUUUCUCAUCUGCACAAUAGGGAAAAUAGCCCUGCCCUGCCUUGCUAGAGUGUUAGGAGGCAGUGGUUAUAUCCUAUGGGACCAAAUAAGUACCCAAGAUAGACCGCAAUCAGGGUUGCAGGGCCAUAUCAGUGGCUUGAGGACAUACUGCCUGUCAGGAAUGUUAGAGUUAAAGUCCCUCAAGCAUUAAACCCCCAAAGGUGCAGAAUUAAGGGUGCUGCUCUGAGCAGGACUCCUGGUAGUAAUAACACUGCAAUCUGACCAUACAUGGUUUCCCCCAGUGCUGCCAUCAAUGGAGCUGCACCAGUAGUUAUGGGACCUAAUUUUCUUAGUGCAGACAAGGCCUGUGUUACCUGAUGUAUCCAUUUCCUCCCUUCUGUUUGGUGUACGGCCCAGAUCCUCAAAAGUGUGUAGGCACAUAACUCCCAUUGAGAGUCAGGCACCUAAAUACCUUUGAGGAUCUGGACCUACAUGACCAGAGGGAGGACUCUGUCUAUCCAGCCAGCACUUCCUUGUAUUUAUUAUCACCUGGAGAGUAAGCAACUUUUAUACAAUUAUAUGCACAAGAAUUGCUUAUGUGAUUGAUUCAGGGGGCUGGACUUGAUGACUUUUCACAGUCCCUUCCAGCCUUACAUGUCUAUGAUCAUGUCAGCAGCACGCAGGGCAAGGGGAAUUUUAAUUAUAAUAAAAUGAAAUGUCUUUGCUUCCCUCUAGAAGUGUGGCCUAGAUCCUCAAAGAUAUGGCACCUAACUCACGUUGAUUUCAUGCAAGUUAGGAGCUUAAAUACCCUGAAGGAUCUGGACCACUGUCCUCUUUGCUUUUUUCUACUGACCCUGCACAUUUCCUGCUACUUUUCAAUGUAGAUUGCAAAUUCCUUGGGGCAGAGAAUUGUCAUUGAUGUUUGUAAAGGGCUAUGCACCUGUAUGUAAUCAUGUAAGUAAGAAAUAAAAUUCAUAAUUUGAUAUGAA
Molecule: messenger RNA, 3935 nt
Organism: Chrysemys picta bellii (western painted turtle)
Lineage: Eukaryota; Metazoa; Chordata; Testudines; Emydidae
Product: protein PML
Biological process (GO): protein monoubiquitination
Cellular component (GO): PML body
Molecular function (GO): zinc ion binding; ubiquitin protein ligase activity
Source: RefSeq, a predicted model, not a curated record